Thlaspi arvense is the source of this 2538-nucleotide messenger RNA. The record is from the annotation of a GenBank genome assembly. NCBI's taxonomy places the organism in Eukaryota, Viridiplantae, Streptophyta, Magnoliopsida, Brassicales, Brassicaceae.
AUGGACGAGUAUCAAGAGAUGGAGAGAUUCAGCAUGGAAAACGAUUACGAAGGAGGUCGAUGGGAGAAUGGCGAGUUCUUAUACGAAAAGAGGAAGGAGAAGCGGAAACAAACGAAAAACGACGCUACUUAUGGAGUCUUCAUUGAGAGCGAUUCGGAUUCCGAUGGCUCUAGCGGCGGAGGUCGGAGGAAGAGGCGUAAGGAUCGGGAUUCGGGAAGAAAAGCCGACUUAACCAAGCCUGUCAACUUUGUUUCUACAGGUACGGUUAUGCCGAAUCAAGAGAUUGAUAGGGAUUCUAGAGAGCAUAAUGAUGAGAGAGAUAGUGAUAAAAUCGAAGACGAUAACAUGAUUCAUGAGGAUAGUGAAGUUAGAGGUGGAUUGGGUCUUGGAAGCGCAGGUUUAGGGUUAGGGUUUAAUGCGGCUGUGUUUAACGAGGAGGAUAAUCUCUUACCGGGUGCUUUGGGGAAGAAGAUUGCUGAGGGGGCAAAGAUGAGAGGCAAGGCCAAGAUGGAGAAGAGAGGUCAAGAGGGUGGUGCAAAGGGAGUGAGGAAGAAUACUUUAGGCGGUGAUAUCGGUCAGUUUGAGAAGUCUACAAAAGGAAUUGGUAUGAAGCUGCUUGAAAAGAUGGGGUACAAAGGAGGUGGGCUUGGGAAGAACCAGCAAGGUAUUGUAGCUCCUAUUGAAGCACAGUUGAGGCCGAAGAAUAUGGGUAUGGGGUACAAUGAUUUCAAGGAGGCAAAGUUGCCUGAUUUAAAGAAGGUAGAGGAGAAGAAGAGUAUUGCGGUCAGUGACAGUGAGAAAGGUCAGAGUCAUGGUGACAGAGGAGGGAGAAAUCUUUGGAAGAAGAAGAAGGUGAGGAAGGAAGUUUAUGUCACUGCAGAGGAGUUGUUGGAGAAGAAGCAGGAGGAGGGUUUUGGUGGUGGGCAGACCAUUAUUGAUAUGCGAGGACCACAGGUUCGGGUUGUGACAAAUUUGGAAAAUUUAGAUGCAGAGGAGAAAGCAAGAGGAGCAGAUGUUCCAAUGCCGGAGUUGCAACACAACUUGCGACUGAUUGUUGAUCUAGUCGAACAUGAUAUUCAGAAGAUUGAUAGAGACUUGAGGAACGAGAGAGAAUCGGCCUUGAGCUUGCAGCAGGAGAAGGAGAUGCUUAUAAAGGAGGAAGAGAGACAAAAAACACACUUAGACAACAUGGAAUAUAUCGCAGAUGAAAUAAGUCGAAUCGAGGUGGAGAAUACGUCUGGGAGUUUGACACUGGAUUCACUUGCUAAUCGUUUCGAGGACCUGCAAACAAGCUAUCCUGAUGAUUAUAAGCUUUGUAACUUGUCUUUCAUCGCUUGCUCACUGGCCUUGCCUCUCUUUAUCAGGAUGUUUCAGGGUUGGGAUCCUCUUAGGGACGCAGUCCAUGGUUUGAAGACUAUAUCUUCUUGGAAAAAGCUUUUGGAAGUCGAGGAUAAUCAGAAUAUCUGGGAAACCUCAACACCUUAUAGCCAACUAGUCUCGGAGGUAGUGUUACCUGCUGUGCGUAUAGCAGGCAUCAAUACCUGGGAACCUAGAGACCCUGAGCCGAUGCUUAGAUUUUUAGAGACAUGGGAAAAUUGGCUGCCUUCGUCGGUCUUGCAUACGAUUUUGGACACUGUAGUGCUGCCGAAACUUUCAAGUGCUGUUGAAUAUUGGGACCCGCGAAGGGAACUUGUUGCCAUUCACGUCUGGGUGCAUCCUUGGUUGCCAAUACUUGGUCAGAAGUUGGAGUUUAUGUAUCAGAUUAUUCAGACGAAGUUGAGUAAUGUUCUUGAUGCUUGGCAUCCUAGUGAUCCAUCUGCGUACACUAUUCUGUCUCCAUGGAAGACGGUGUUUGGUGCGACAAGCUGGGACCAACUUAUGCGUCGAUACAUAGUUCCCAAACUUCAGCUGGCUUUGCAAGAGUUUCAGAUAAACCCGGCAAACCAGAAUUUAGACCGGUUCAACUGGGUCAUGAAGUGGGCAUCUGCAGUACCGAUACACCUAAUGGCUGAUUUGAUGGAGAGGCUCUUCUUCCCCAAAUGGCUGGAUGUGCUGUACCAUUGGCUGCGCGCUAAACCGAGGUUUGACGAGAUCCACGAAUGGUAUUAUGGUUGGAAAGGGUUAUUCCCGCAAGAGCUUUCAGCAAACGAGAGGAUCCGAGUCCAGUUGAAGCGUGGUUUAGAUAUGUUGAUGGAAGCUGUUGACGGAGUCGAAGUGUCUCAGCCAAGGGCAAGGGCACAAGAGCAGAGACACUUCGAGCCGGCUCAGGCUCCGGCUAAGGCUCACAUGGAUAACACUGAGGUGCUGAGUUUGAAAGAAGUGUUGGAAGUAUUUGCACAAGAGAAGGAGUUGCUGUUCAAACCUAAACCGAAUAGGAUGCACAAUGGUCUUCAGAUUUAUGGGUUUGGGAAUGUGAGUGUGAUUAUAGACUCGGUGAACCAGAAGCUGUUGGCUCAGAAAGAUGGAGGCUGGUUUCUUGUCACUCCUGAUGACUUAUUGAGGAUGCAUAACAAUGCGACUGUUUCUGGAAAACGAUGA